Messenger RNA from Gossypium raimondii (Peruvian cotton), 2124 nucleotides. RefSeq names its product protein CYCLOPS. The record is from RefSeq and is a predicted model, not a curated record. Gene Ontology annotation, biological process: arbuscular mycorrhizal association. NCBI's taxonomy places the organism in Eukaryota, Viridiplantae, Streptophyta, Magnoliopsida, Malvales, Malvaceae. Gene Ontology annotation, molecular function: sequence-specific DNA binding. Gene Ontology annotation, cellular component: nucleus. The transcript has 11 exons. Bases 281 to 1966 code for a protein of 561 amino acids.
UGUAAUCUACUCGCAUUAGACCCUUAUUUUUAGUUUAUUUUUUCCUAGUCCCUAGCUGGGUCUAAUUUCCUAGCUUUGGCCUCGUUUUCAGCUUGAUCUUGUUGAAACUAUUUUUUCAUUUGUUGAUUCAAGAGUUGGAUGAAUUGGGUUUCUCGAGAUUGUGAGCUAACAAAAAACAUAAUACUAACAGAGUUCUCUUCCAGGGAUCUUUACACUACUGCAAAGACUCAAAUGAUUCACAGAAUCCAUUUGUUUACUACAGAGAGGCAAAGGUAAUAAUAUGGUCAAUGAUGGGAAGGAGGGAAGCUUGCCAAGUGAUUCUUUGCUAAAGCCAGGAAGUAGUAAUAAGCAGAGUUUUGAGUCAUAUCAAUUGCCUCCGAGCCAUAGAAGUUACGGUGAAAAGAGUGGGAUGGAGACAGAAGGGAGACAAUUUUCAGAUUUUUAUAGGAACUCAAGUGAGGAGCUUUUUAUAAAGUCGUUGAUGGAGAGUCCAAUGGGGAUGCCAGUUCCAAAUAUGGAGAUGUUGGGGUUUAAGAAUCUUUCCCAGAAUUUUCGUGCUGAUAGUGAGGAGCUUUUCAGAAGCUGGCUCACCAAUGGAGAGAACCAGGGUCACAAUUCUUCUAAUAUAGCACAUCGUACUCGGCAAGCGUCGCGAAGAUUAUCAACAGAGAUGGCCAGUUUGUCGAGUCAACAGCCGACCACUUUGCUUCAAAAGAAAAAGAGCAGUGAUGUAUUACUUCUGCAAAACAAUUCCGUUGGGGGAGAAACAUCAGGGGAUUUGAAUCAAAAUUCAGCCAGAACUGCUGGUGACAGGGGAUUUCAGGCUAGUAAUUUAUAUUUGGCCAAGGCAUGGUUUCAUAGUUCACAGCCCAUGACAAGAAGCAGAUCUUCUGAAUUAAGGAAGAGAUAUGCUGCCAUGCAAAAUGCUCAAACAUCGCUUGGUAUGGAGGCUGUACUCAAUCCUUAUGGAAAUGGAGUCAACAAAAUGAAAGAAGAAUUACCGGAUCCGAAUGGUUUCAAUGAUAUCACCAUGUCUGAGAUUCCUAAUCAGUUGGGCACAUUCAUGUCCCCAUCAAAUUCAUCCUCAUCUACAUUUAAUGCACACCAAACUGGAAAUGUAGAUAAAGUUUCUUCUGUUGUGAGCAUGCUAAAGGGUACACUAGAACGUAAAAAGCUCGGAAACCAAAUCGAGAAAGAAGCGGUCGAAGAUAGUUCUAUUGUGCCUAAGGGCACCUUCAACCAAGGACAGGGGAAUCAUUUUCCUGAAAUUCCAGGGGGUUUCGCAGACUUACCCCUUGGCCAAGUAACAAAUCCCGGGGUUGUACAAGCUGUUCAGGGGCCUAUGGAUCUUGAGUUGGAAGCUUUUGUAAAUCCCAUAAACACAAUUCAGUUGAGCGCAGUUUCUCGAGAAGCUUCUCAAAGUGAAUCCUCGGCUGCUGCACCGGUGAUUUCAUCUGGUUUGGAUGCAUGUGAUGGCCCAAGCAAUUCAAGUCAAACCUUAAGCAUAUGUGAAAGCACAAAGAAACAAGCUGGAAACAACUGGAACUCAGAAAAUGGCUCUAAAUCUAAAGAAUUCAGAGAAAGGAUAAUUGACAACUUGAAAGAUGAUCGGAAGCAAAGGGGAGGCCUAGUUCGCUACGGGUCUGUAACAUCAGCAGAUUCAGUGGACAGGACAGACCCUACAAAAAAACGAAGAGUGGAAAGGUCAAGAAAGAUGGCAGAGGCAAAAGAAAGGAAUUCGACCCCACCAAUCCCAUCCGACAUGCAAGCAGUCUUAAAGCGUUGUGAAACUCUUGAGAAGGAAGUGCGUUCACUCAAGCUUAAUUUGUCUUUCAUGAACAGAAAGGACUCGGAACAAACAAAGCAGAUAGAAGAGUUGCAGAAGCAGAACGAGGAGUUGACAGAUGAAAAGGAGCGGCUCUUAGAAGAGAUUGAACGGAUCAUUUCGGAUUCAGGCAACAUGUAAAACAUAUUUACUUUGAUACACUCAACGAUUGGCAGGGCAGAUGUUCUCAGCCUUGGCCAUCUAUAUAAUAUGUAUGAUGGAAACAAUGUUACGCGUAUAAACAACAUUCUACAUAAGUAUGAAUGUAUAUACAAGCACAGCCGUAUGGCCAUUAUUUA